Messenger RNA from Phyllopteryx taeniolatus (common seadragon), 1703 nucleotides. RefSeq names its product distal-less homeobox 6a (gene dlx6a). Gene Ontology annotation, molecular function: DNA-binding transcription factor activity, RNA polymerase II-specific; RNA polymerase II cis-regulatory region sequence-specific DNA binding. The record is from RefSeq and is a predicted model, not a curated record. Lineage: Eukaryota; Metazoa; Chordata; Actinopteri; Syngnathiformes; Syngnathidae. The coding region runs from base 954 to 1562 and encodes 202 amino acids. The transcript has 3 exons. Gene Ontology annotation, biological process: regulation of transcription by RNA polymerase II; embryo development; cell differentiation.
UCAAUCGUUAGUGCAAUCUAAUAUAAAUUGUUAUGAGCUGCAAAGACGUUGCAAAAAAAAAAAAAAAAGGAGGGGGAGGGGCUGAAUCUGUUUCAUGAUAAUUGUAAGGGGCAGUGCAAACAUAUACAUUGAUUAGUCAUUUUAUUUCCUUCCUUUUUCCAUUUGUUUAUAAAUAAAUAGAAUUUUAAAGAUGCAACUAUCCAAUCGACUGUGGGGAAUGCAUAUUUAUAUGAAAUAUAUUUUUUUCUGCAUGUUCAUGAUUUCCUACACGGAAUUAAUUCAAAGGAAGUAAAGUUAGAGUGUGAUGCUGAUGGAAAAAAAAAUAAGCAAAUGUUCUGCUGGUUCCUUAGGCUGCACAUUAUUGUGCAUUCUGCACAAUUUGGGUGUUUGGGUUUGGGAGAAAGGAGGAAAAAAAAGAGGGAAAAGCGAUGGGGCAAUUCCAAGCAGCUCAGCUCGUCUGUGGAAAUUAGGCGUCUUUCCCAUCCCGUAUUAUUCCCCCCUCGUAGUUGGCGUUGGAGCUGGUAAGGUGGGUUAACUCCAUGCAGCUCAAGUCUCCGUGAAGCGCAUGCACAGCCCCGCGUGAUGACGUCGCGCCCCCGAUGACCAAUAGGGAGGCGCUGCCCUUUGGAGACAAACCAUUUUACUUGUAGUGUCUGCACCAAGUCUGCAAGCAAGGGCGAGAUUUUAACAGUGAAACCAAAAACAAAAACAAAACAAAAAUAUCUCCCUCCUCUUCUAGUUGACUUUGAGUGAGAAUAUCACUGGAUGAAGAAUUAAAGUCGCUUGCGCAGGGGGAAAAUCCGGGAAGACAUUUGGAAAAGAGGAGAGAAAGAGAGCGAGAGAGAGAGAGAGAGCGAGAGAGAGAGAGAGAGAGAGAGAGAGAGAGAGAGAGACGAAGCCGAUUCGGUCUUGAGAGAGAGGGAGGUGAGUGCUCUCAAGGCAGGAAAAUUUCGAUGAUGACCAUGACUACGAUGGCUGACGGUCUGGAGGCGCAGGACUCGUCCAAGUCUGCUUUCAUGGAGUUCGGCCAGCAGUCCCACUCGCAGCAGAGCUCGCCGUCGAUGGCGGGCGCCCACUACCCGCUGCACUGUCUCCACUCGGGGACGCACCACCACCAGCACGACAACACCGCCGCCUAUCCGGCCGGCAACACCUACAACAGGUCCCUAGCCUACCCUUACGUCAGCCACCCGCACCACAGCCCCUACCUGUCCACCUACCACAACAACACGGGAGGACAGACGAGGUUAGACGGCGCAGAGCAGCAGAAAACGACAGUGAUUGAAAACGGGGAGAUUCGUUUUAACGGCAAAGGCAAGAAGAUCCGCAAACCCAGGACCAUUUACUCCAGUUUGCAGCUGCAGGCGCUGAAUCACCGAUUCCAGCAAACCCAGUACCUCGCCUUACCUGAGCGGGCCGAGCUGGCCGCCUCUUUAGGACUCACGCAAACGCAGGUACGGACGAGGUCAAGAUCUGGUUCCAGAACAAGAGGUCCAAGUUCAAGAAGCUGCUCAAGCAAGGAGGAAACCCGCUCGAAAGCGACCCCAUGCCGGGUUCCAUGAACCUCUCCCCUCGCUCCCCGUCCAUCCCGCCCAUGUGGGACGUCUCGGCCUCAUCCAAAGGAGUAAACAUGGCAGCCAGCAGCUACAUGCCGGGCUACUCUCACUGGUAUUCAUCCCCGCACCAGGACUCCAUGCAGAGAU